This is a messenger RNA of Neodiprion virginianus, 2091 nucleotides long. RefSeq lists its product as uncharacterized. Bases 1 to 2091 code for a protein of 696 amino acids. The record is from RefSeq and is a predicted model, not a curated record. Gene Ontology annotation, biological process: DNA catabolic process. NCBI's taxonomy places the organism in Eukaryota, Metazoa, Arthropoda, Insecta, Hymenoptera, Diprionidae. Gene Ontology annotation, cellular component: cytoplasm. The transcript has a single exon. Gene Ontology annotation, molecular function: nucleic acid binding; 3'-5'-DNA exonuclease activity.
AUGGCGAUAAUUGAGCCUGAGAUGAUUAAUCAAAAUAUAAGAAGUGAUCAUUCUGAGUCAAGUCAUUUCUCAAAUUCCAAAGAAACUUACAAUGGUACUGUACGUGUUGCUGCGUCGUAUGAUAUGGGUUACAGUACAAAAAGAAGUGGAAGAACAUACGAUAGUAUGAAUGGAUAUGCAGCAUUCUUGGGUAGAGAAACUGGUAAAGCCAUAGAUUAUUUAACAACAAAUCGUGGUUGUAGAAUGUGUGCCCUAGGUCAUCCCAAAUCAGACCACGAUUGUAGGCUAAACUUCGUUGGAAGUGCAAAAGCUAUGGAACCUUUUGCUGCUGCAAGUAUGACUUCCAGUAGUAAAAUUUUUAAAGAGCAUAAUAUUGAAGUUGGAAUUUUAAUUGGAGAUGACGACAGCUCAACAAUUGCUGCUGUCCGUGCUGCAAGCCAAUCACAAGUGAUUAAGUUCUCGGACAAAAAUCACACUAGUCGCGGUGUUUCAAACACACUUUAUAAAUAUGCCAAAGCUCACAAGGAAUUGAAAAGUGACGCAAUAUCAUAUCUGCAUCGGUGUUUCACAUAUGCAAUUUCUCAAAAUGCAGGAAAUACCAAAGAAGUAGCUGAUGCUUCAAGAAAUAUUCCUGACCAUGCCUUUAACAACCAUAAUAAUUGUGGCCAUUGGUGUAGAUAUGUGAAGAAUCCUUUAACUUAUGACCAUAAAGUUAUUAAAGGAGGUUUCCAGAGCCCUGAUUUAUAUAAAGAUUUAAAACAUAUAUUCGGGAAAUUAGCAGAUAACGCGGAUCGGUUUGCUGCUGGUGCAUCUAGCCAAGCAAACGAAAGUCUGAAUGCUACUAUGACAAGCCAUUACCCUAAGUCUCGAUGCUACUCUCAGACGGCUUCUGGAGAUUUUCGGUUUGCCUGCGCUAUUGGUGAGAAAAAUUUCGGAGAAAGAUACCUUCAAGAAGCUGCAACGAAAAGACUUUUAUCUCCUGGCUUUCACACGACUAAAUACGUGGACAGAAAAGAAAAAGAAGCAAAAAGACGAUAUUUAAGAACAAAACGUCCAGAGUUUAAAAAAAGGCGUUUGUUUUUAAAAGAACAGCGUACUAAUCUGCGCAAGAAGAAAGAAGAUAUGGAAGGUAUCCAGUAUGAAUCUAAUAUGGGAUUAUUUUCAACAAAUGUUGCCCACGACUCUAUUCUUAUUACAGAGGGUAUAAAUGAAGAGAUCAAUGAAGCUGAUGAUAAUGGAACACAAGUUUCAGAACCUAUUGCAGUAUUUGUUGAUUUGGAAACAUCAAGCUUUUCAAAACAAUCUGAUAUUCUUCAAAUUGCGGCUCAAUACAAUAAAUCCAAAUUUUCAGUUUAUGUCAACCCUACUCAAAAAAUUGCUGCACAAGCAUCUGAGGCAAAUGGUUUAACAAAUGUUAGAGGUGAAUUGAUGCUCAAUGGUACUAGAGUACCAUCAAUUCCACUGAGAUUAGCUUUGGAUGCUUUUCGUAACUUUCUGACGAAACUGAAGCAUCCGGUGGUUUUAGUUGCUCACAACUGCAAAUUUGAUGCUCCUAUUCUUAUUAAUUCUGUUAAAAAAAUGACUAUGACGGAUGACUUUGGGUCUGUGGUUGUAGGUUUUGCAGAUACACUGCCUCUUAUUAAAUCAGUAACAAAUCGUAAAGGAAAAGGAGAGUGUACUCUAACAGGUCUGGCUUCAUGGCUACAAAUUUCUGCGGAUGGUGCGCAUAAUGCUGUAUACGAUGUUUUAAUGCUGGUGCAAAUUAUUGAGAAUCUUCAAAUCACAACAAAGCAAUUAAUGGAUCGCAGUAUAACUUGGAGUGAUACAAUUGCGAGUAUUCGUAAUGCCGAAAAAUCAGCUACACUGUUAAAAACACUCGACAAAUUAGGAACUUGCAUAUCUACUGGCAUGAAAAAAAAAAUUGCUGAUGCUGAUAUUACCUAUGAAGAUUUAAUCAACACUUUUUGUGAUGAUGGGGAUGCAGGAAUAAAAAAAUUAUUAGGAAAAGAUGAAAAUGACAAAGUUCGUGUUACUAAAACUAAAACAAUUAUUGAAAAUUUGUUAAAUCAUUUAAGAACCAAAGGUUUAUAA